AUGGUGAAAAGAACCAAAGAUUCUUAUUCUUUUUGCAAAAUUGAAAAUAUGUCAGUAGUAACAGUAUUCACGCUGUCUGGGUUUGGAGACAUAACAGACUACAGGGUCCCUGUCUUUUCUUUCACUUUAUUGUGUUACUGUAUCAUUGUGCUAGUUAAUGUUACGGUCAUCUUGACUAUAAUUUCUAACAGAAUCUUUCAUGUGCCGAUGUAUAUCUUUCUUUGUAAUUUGUGCAUUAUUGGACUUUUUGGUAUUGCAGGAUUCUACCCCAAAUUUCUGAUGGAUCUGCUGUCUCGUUUGCAGGUCAUCUCCUAUGCAGCAUGUCUGUUUCAGGUUUUUGUCAUAUAUUCUUCUUUUUGCAUUGAGUACUUGUCUCUAGCUGUGAUGGCCUAUGACAGGUUUGUAGCAAUAUGUACACCACUGCAAUAUCACUCUGUCAUGACUAAGCAGCGAGUGGCACAGUUAGUCUCUUUCUCCUGGAUUGCUCCUUUUGGCCUUAUAGCUAGUGCUAUUAUAUUUACUUCCCAACUGAGGUUGUGUGGCUCACACAUACAGAAACUCUACUGUGCUAACUGGUUGGUUGCUAAAUUGUCAUGUGAUGCGACUGUGACGCGUAUGUAA
Hypomesus transpacificus is the source of this 621-nucleotide messenger RNA. RefSeq names its product olfactory receptor 6B1-like. Gene Ontology annotation, biological process: G protein-coupled receptor signaling pathway. Gene Ontology annotation, molecular function: G protein-coupled receptor activity; olfactory receptor activity. Gene Ontology annotation, cellular component: membrane. The record is from RefSeq and is a predicted model, not a curated record. NCBI's taxonomy places the organism in Eukaryota, Metazoa, Chordata, Actinopteri, Osmeriformes, Osmeridae.